Paramecium octaurelia is the source of this 364-nucleotide messenger RNA. The record is from the annotation of a GenBank genome assembly. NCBI's taxonomy places the organism in Eukaryota, Ciliophora, Oligohymenophorea, Peniculida, Parameciidae.
AAAAAAUGGAAGAAAAAACUAUGGAAAUAACAAAGCUGGUAUGUAGUACUUCUAAUCAUAGAAAAUUGAAUUAAAUGCAUAAAAGCACUUAAAGUAGAUAAGAUUUAAGACAUUUGAAAACAUUAGAGAAUUGCGAGCCAAAUUAGAAUACGAUGAUUUAAUAAAAGAAUUUGAUGAGCAAUGCAAUAUUGUUGGUAUUAUCUUACUAAUAUUAGAUGAACAAUAAAUAGAUGAAUAGUUAGAUUAAAACGCAAAAGAAGAGCAAGCACAUUAUGCCUAAGUCUAUGAAAAAUCAAUGUUGGCCAACUUAGAUAAUAUCAAUUUUGAUGAGGUUCCAACCCUCGAAGAAGAGUAUGUUUCAUGA